ACAAUACGUAAACAAAUGAAUUCAAAACUUUAAGAAAAGUAAAGGAGAUUUAAUAAAAGACGAAAAGCUCCAAUCAUUGGAGAAGUAUAAGAGGACUAUAUGGACCCACACCUUUCAAUGUGACCAUGGAUUUGUUAAUAUCAAUUUAUAAAUAUUUUAGGAAAAAGUUCGAUGAUAAUGUUGACGACUCUAGGAAUGUUACGGACACUGUGGAACAAACGAAUACGGCGGGCAAUCAAGACAAGGAAUAUUUCCAAAGUUACGCUGAUGUAGGAAUCCACGAGGAGAUGUUGAACGACGCAGUGAGAACAAACGCUUACAGAUAUGCCAUAUUGAAGAACUACGAAAAGAUCCGAGGGAAGGUGGUGGCAGAUGUGGGGGCGGGAACAGGGAUACUCAGUAUAUUCUGUGUACAGGCCGGCGCGAAAAAAGUGUAUGCCAUAGAAGGGAGCAGCCUUUCCACCCAGACACGACUGGUUGUUGCUGAAAAUAAAAUGUCAGACAGAAUAACUGUCAUACAGGGUAAAGCAGAGGAUGUCAGGUUACCAGAAAAAGUGGAUGUUAUAGUUAGUGAGUGGAUGGGCUAUUCCUUGCUCUAUGAGUCAAUGUUACCUUCAGUCCUUCAUAUCAGAGAUCAUUGGAUGAAAAAGGGUGGAUUAAUGCUUCCUUCCUCUGCUGUGCUAUAUAUAGCCCCGUUUUCCGACGAUGAGAUAACAGAAAAACUGGAGAUUUGGAGUGAAAUGAAGGACAGAUAUAAAGUAUCAAUGGACUGCAUGAAAAACUAUGCCAGGCAGUGCAUAUCACGUGGGGCACAUGUGCGUUGUGUUUCUCCAGAAGACAUUAUAUCCCAUGGUUACCCUUUAGUUACCUUUGACCUACAUAAAGUGUCCAUCUCAGACAUUUCUGAUAUUCAGAGAAAAUUUGAGCUGUCCUGUUUUGGGUCGUCAAUCUUCCAUGGGUUUGUGUUAUGGUUUACCGUCACAUUUCCAGAAAAUGUUGUCCUUUCCACUUCUCCUUAUUCACAAGAGACACACUGGGGACAGACCUUGUUCUAUAAUGACACAGAGAUAGAGGUGAAGCAGGACACAAGGAUUUGUGGGAAUCUAUCUAUAAAACCAAACAGAAAUAAGCCAAGAUUUCUGGAUGUACAUAUAAGUUACCAAGUGGACAAAGACGAUAUAAAACAGAAAUAUUACUAUAUGAGUGACAAUAUAACAUGAACAAGUGUGUUGGUGGAGAAAUAGUUUGUGGGCAUCCAUGCUAUGGAUACAAGUGUGGAAACCUCCUUAAAGGGUUCAAGUUUGAAUAUUCUCUCAAGGAAGAUAUUUUUGUAUUUUUGUUAAACCUUAUGCAAAGUAAUGGAGCAUACAAAAAUAUUAAUAAAUGAAAAUGGUCUAAA
Messenger RNA from Saccostrea echinata, 1399 nucleotides. RefSeq names its product protein arginine N-methyltransferase 6-like. The record is from RefSeq and is a predicted model, not a curated record. Gene Ontology annotation, biological process: peptidyl-arginine methylation. Gene Ontology annotation, molecular function: protein-arginine N-methyltransferase activity. The transcript has 12 exons. Bases 126 to 1220 code for a protein of 364 amino acids. Lineage: Eukaryota; Metazoa; Mollusca; Bivalvia; Ostreida; Ostreidae.